CCGGACCACUCUCUGCUCUUAUAUAGUUGUAUAUAUAUACAUUAAAGCGUGGAUAUUGGAAGAAAGAUCUAGUCUUAUCAGCAGCAGGCGCAGACUCGAGCUUAUUCUCUUGCAAUGUGUACGCAUGGAACAAAGCAGGCAAGCCGCAGCUGGAGCUCUUUUCGUGCUGAGAGGGAGUAUGAGGAGAGCGGGCUGGCUGGCUGGCUGGCUCGUUUCAUGCAAUAUGCCGUGACCUACCUACUCAGAUAGAUCUAGAUAAUGAUCUAGCUCCCUCUCGGGCGCUCAGAAGGUACUGAGCUGAGCUGAGGGUAUAAGGGCCGACUUACCUGGCCAGAUAGAUAUAUAGCACUACGUAUACGGCUAGAAAGAGCUUCUGCCCCUCCUGCCUCUGCCUGGUGGUGCCUCAAGAGCUCCAAGUGCCCACCUCCUCCCCCUCUCCUGGGAAUGACAAUGCUGGUACAUCCAUCGUCAUGUUUAAAAUCCUGGACUGACCUGUAGAGUCCAGCUAUUGAUCAGAUGCAGCAAGCAAGCAAGUGAGGAGUGCAUCCUUAUCCGCAGUCAGUCAGGGCACCCUCGAGCCUAAUUUCCUCGCUCCGGACAGAGCCGUCUGCGAAUUUGCCUUGCUUCCGGGAUCUAGCCACACACUCGAGAGGGAGGAGAGAGAGAGAGAGAGAGAGACGGCAGCUCGGCAUCACUGCGAUUCUUCCAGUGCAGUGCUUACGUAAGGCAGCUAGAAGCCGGUUUUAUAUUGGAAUCGGCUACUGAUAGAUUUCAGCUGAUCUGCUGCUCUAGAUUGUAGCUGGCCAGCAGCAACGUGAAGAUGGUUCAAAGCCGGGGAUUCUAGCGUCUCGGACGUCGAACAUUCAUGUCUUCUUCUAGCCCUGCGUGAAUCUGCUCAAUCCGACGAAUCAUCAAUUGAGCCGCAUCUUCACAGGUUCGAGUUCGACACGCACAUUUCGUCGCGGCCAUUCAUCGACUGAACCAAUAAUGCACUCAAUGCCGUCUCCAGUGAAUGUGCAGUCCUUCGACACGCUCUUGUAGCGGUGCAGAAAACCAUUUGAUUCAUAGAAACAGCUGCUGUACACUGGAAUCAGCUACUUUCUAGCUCGGGGAGAAAUCAAACCCCCACGCUUUGUGAUUUAGUGCAGUCUAGUGUUAUAGGAUUGUAGUGAGUGUGGAAUUGUGUGUGAGUUUGUGUGAGAGAGUGAGAGAGAGGGAGGGAGAGAGAUGGAGAUAGUAAAGGAAAGGAGUAGAAGCAGCAGCAGCAUGUUGUUGUUCAUCUGGGUCCCAUUAGAAGUCGUGGUGCUGCUGCUGUGCUUGGCGGCUCCAACGACGAGUUUGCCAUAUAUCGGCAAAGCGUUGGAGCCCGAGGGAGCACCGGAGGGCGAGGCGCAGCGGCUGCAGCAGGAGCAGCCAUUUCCCAUCGACAACGAAUCGCUGUUCGUGGACAUCAGCAAUAAUAUGGAGGCCGGGGAUUCGAACAGCGUGAUCAGCGUGGAUUGCGUGGCGGAGUCGAGCACUCGAGAGCCGCUGGAUUUUCUGGGCCACGGUAGCGUGAAGCCGAGCCAGGCUGUGAUUUAUUACAUGAAUCUCAGAGUCUUCACGCCGGACAUAGUCUCUUGUACCUUCGAGUGGUCCGGCAAGAAGAAGACGCUGGACAUGUAUGACAAUCGAAAUCUCGAGCUCCAGUACAAGUACGUCCGCUGGAGUGUCAUGGAGAAUGGCUUCUCCUUGUAUCACCCGGUCUCCGAGCGCUUUCACUUGUACAAGACCUGGAGCUGAUCGAGCUCUCUCUCUCCCUCUCUGCACAUGAUGCCGAGCAGGAGCAGGUGGUGAUGGUGGCUAGCGGUCAGGCUGCUGCUGCUGCUAUUUCAUUCUAUCGAUAUAUGUGAAUCAUGAAUCAGUCAAAUACUCGGUCGGAUACAAAAAGGCUUCCUUCCGAACACGAUUAUUUUACCAUUCUUUUGUCAUACCAUAAAAUUCUUGCGAUUUGCUGAUCCCAUCCGACGUAUAUGCCGCUGCUGAGGGAGAGAGACUCUCUGCAAGUCUCGAAAAGCGCACAUAUUCCGAGUGAACUCAUGACAGCAGCAGCAGCAGCUGCUGCUGCUGCUUUUCGUCUCUGUACACGUUACAUGGAUACAUGUGUUUGCGCUGGUCGAGCUCUCAGAGCAAUCUGCUCUUGUAUCUUCUUCUUGCAGCAACCACAAGAGGCUCCGGGCUUUUCCAAUUUGAAUGUACAUUCAUAAAUCCACC
Messenger RNA from Marchantia polymorpha subsp. ruderalis, 2253 nucleotides. NCBI's taxonomy places the organism in Eukaryota, Viridiplantae, Streptophyta, Marchantiopsida, Marchantiales, Marchantiaceae. The record is from the annotation of a GenBank genome assembly.